AUGAGAACUUCAAAGUUACUAAGUGCCGUCAGUAUUGCUGGUGCUGUUGCACAAAAGUUCCCUGAUUGUGUGAAUGGUCCUUUGGCCAAUAACACAGUUUGUGAUACGACUGUUGAUCCAUAUACUAGAGCUACAGCUCUUGUAGCACUGUUUACUCUGACCGAGAAGAUCAACAAUACUGGAAACACAAGCCCUGGCGUUUCCAGAAUUGGUCUUCCCCCAUAUGAAUGGUGGAAUGAAGCUCUCCAUGGUCUAGCUCGUGGAGCUUCCUAUGGAGCCGCGGGUUCCAAUUACUCUUACUCAACAUCGUUUCCUCAACCAAUUCUAAUGGGUGCUUCCUUUGACGAUGAAUUGAUCCACAAUGUAGCUUCUCAGAUUUCUACCGAAGCACGAGCUUUUAGCAAUGCCAAUAGGUUCGGUCUCAAUUAUUGGACACCCAACAUAAACCCCUAUAAAGAUCCUCGGUGGGGUCGCGGUCAAGAAACUCCUGGCGAAGACCCAUUCCAUGUCUCUAGCUACGUCAAUGCUCUUGUAACCGGGCUUCAAGGAGGACUCGACGACCUACCUUAUAAGAAAGGGGUGGCGACUUGCAAACAUUAUGCUGGAUAUGAUCUUGAGGAUGGUGGUGGCGCGAUACGCUAUGGGUUUGAUGCUAUCAUCAGCUCUCAGGAUUUGAGAGACUAUUACCUUCCAUCAUUUCAGCAAUGCGCCAGGGACUCAAAUGUACAGAGUGUUAUGUGCAGUUAUAAUGCAGUGAAUGGUAUUCCAACUUGUGCCGAUGAAUGGCUGUUACAGACUCUUUUGAGAGAGCACUGGGGGUGGGAAGAAGAGGAUCAAUGGGUAGUCAGUGAUUGCGACGCCGUCCAGAACAUCUGGGACUACCACCACUACACAUCCACCCCCGAGCAAGCAGCCGCAGAUGCAUUGAACGCAGGGACAGAUUUGGACUGUGGUACCUUCUAUCCCACAUAUCUAGGAUCCGCAUAUAAUCAGAGUCUCUACAAUAUCUCUACCCUAGACCGAUCUCUCAUCCGACGCUACGCAUCACUAGUUAGACUCGGAUAUUUUGAUCCCGCAUCUAUCCAGCCAUAUCGUCAGCUGGGUUGGUCUGAUGUUUCCACCCCUACUGCUGGACAACUUGCGCUUCAGGCCGCAGAAGAUGGAAUUGUACUACUUAAGAAUGAUGGUUUACUUCCUUUAUCAUCAAAUAUCACGAAUGUGGCGCUGAUCGGACCAUGGGGUAAUGCGACUACUCAAAUGCAGGGGAACUAUUAUGGUCGAGCUUCAUAUUUGAAUUCUCCAUUAAUCGCAGCUCAGAAUGCCGGUUUUAAAGUCACAUAUAUUCAAGGUGCAGAUAUUGAUUCUUCAAACACGACUCAAUUCGGAGCAGCUGUAGCUGCUGCACAAAAAUCCGAUGUCGUUAUAUAUGUUGGCGGGAUCGAUAAUUCCAUCGAGGAAGAAGGAAAAGAUCGAACAACCAUUACAUGGCCCUCAACCCAAUUAUCCCUUAUUAACCAACUCGCCAAUCUCUCCACCCCCUUGAUAAUCUCCCAAAUGGGCUGCAUGAUAGAUUCAUCCACGCUGCUCUCCAACCCCGGCGUUAACGCCAUGAUAUGGGCCGGCUACCCCGGUCAAGACGGCGGAACUGCCAUCCUCAACAUACUGACCGGAAAAUCAGCACCGGCAGGUCGUCUACCCAUUACCCAAUAUCCCAGCGAUUACGUUAACCAGGUAUCCAUAGCCGACAUGGAUCUACUACCUGGAGAACAUAAUCCUGGACGUACUUAUAAAUGGUUUAACGGAACUCCUAUUUAUGAGUUUGGAUUUGGAAUGCACUAUACGACUUUCAACGCUAGCAUUACGGCCCCAUCACAUAAUACAUUCGCGAUUUCAGAUCUCCUUUCAAAAGCCACUACAUACAAAGACCUAACCCCCUUCCUCACACUCCCCCUAACCGUCUCCAACACCGGUACCACCACAUCCGAUUACACAAUCCUACUCUUUCUAUCCGGUACAUUUGGCCCCGCACCCUAUCCCAAGAAAUCUCUCGUAGCUUAUACGAAAAUCCAUGAUAUUGCUGGGGACACAACUGCAAAUGCAGAAUUGAAGUUGAACUUGGGGAGUUUGGCGAGAGGUGCUGAGAAUGGAGAUUUGGUGCUGUAUCCGGGGGAUUAUAGGGUGCUGGUUGAUGUUGAUGGGAUGGAUGAGUGGGGGUUUACGUUGACGGGGGAAGAGGCGGUUUUGGAUAGUUGGCCUGAGAGGAAGGCUGUGGUGUAG
Molecule: messenger RNA, 2277 nt
Organism: Sclerotinia borealis F-4128
Lineage: Eukaryota; Fungi; Ascomycota; Leotiomycetes; Helotiales; Sclerotiniaceae
Source: the annotation of a GenBank genome assembly